AUGGCGAGCGGGGUGCUGCGCAGCCAGGGAAGGGCUGGUGGGUGGGCGAGGGCAGCCUCCGCGCUGCCGUGCUCGCCCGUGCCCAGCCUCCUGCCCCAGCCUCACUCCGCUGCGCGGAAGGCAGCCGGGGCGGCCGGGCUGCCAGCUCCCGGCCUGCUGAAGUCGUCAGGGACAAACCGCUCGGGGCUCAGGAGCUCCCGUGCUGGACCCAGGGCUGCGCUGGAGACAGGCUGCGCCUUCCUGCAGGGCUGGUCCCUGGCGAGGAUCACGGACCGAGACACACAGGGUAUGCUCAAGUCUCCAGUGCCCUUCCUCCUGGGGCACAGCCUCUCCAAGGAUGGGAUGGACUCUUUCAGCAAGCAUUUUGAGAGCAUCGUGGAGUCCCACCGAGCCAAAGGCACUUCUUACACCAGCCUGGACUCCAUUGACAUCCUCUCCUCCCCAGCCCGCACCCACGGGACCUUUUUCACUUUUGACCUCCCAACCCUCACCCCAGAAAUACAGGGACAGAUCCGAGACAGCGCCAAGCUGAUCGAGGAGAACUUUGCUCCUCUGGCUCACUUGGAGCCGGACUCUGGGACCAGUUCGGCUACAGAUGCCCCCUGGACAGAGAGGGAGGAGGAGCCGGGGAGGCGAAGGAAGGGUGCUCGGCACAGCCCUUGCUGCUCAGAGGACAGCUUUGGCACUCACUUGGCCUCCAACAUGAGCGACCACCCCCUGAGCCAGCUGGUCUCGGACUCGGACUCGGAGAUGGGCAGCGCGGAGCGGCUGGCCCUGGGCAGCACGGACACCCUCUCCAACGGGCACAAGGCUGAGCUGGAGGCUGCCAAGCGCCUGGCCAAGAGGCUCUACAACCUGGAUGGCUUUAAGAAAGCAGAUGUGGCCCGUCACUUGGGGAAGAAGUACGUGUGGGUAUUUCUGCUGGUGGGCUUCAGGUGUGACCAGUGCGGCUGCUGCUUCUUCAGGUCCUUUCUGAAGGAGCUGGCCUUGAUGGGAGAGACGCAAGAGCGAGAGCGAGUGCUGGCUCAUUUCUCCCAGCGCUAUUACGAGUGUAAUCCCCACGCCAUCUCUUCGGAGGACGGAGCCCACACCCUCACCUGCGCCCUGAUGCUGCUCAACACAGAUCUGCACGGACACAACAUUGGGAAGAGAAUGUCCUGCUCGGACUUCAUUGGCAACUUGGAGGGGCUCAACGGAGGCACUGACUUCCCCAAGGAGCUGCUGAAGGCGCUGUAUGGCUCCAUCAAGAACGAGAAGCUGCAGUGGGCCAUAGCAUGGGGUGCGUGCCCCCCGCCCGCUCUGAAACCCCGCAACUCGCAGGAGGAGUACAAGCCAGGGAAGGCGCCGGCGGAAGAGGAGCUGAAGAACGCGAUCAGCAUCCACCAUUCCCUUGCCACGCGGGCAUCGGACUACAGCAAGCGACCCAACGUCUUCUACCUCAGGACAGCUGACUGGAGGGUCUUCCUCUUCCAAGCACA
This is a messenger RNA of Opisthocomus hoazin, 1478 nucleotides long. The record is from RefSeq and is a predicted model, not a curated record. Lineage: Eukaryota; Metazoa; Chordata; Aves; Opisthocomiformes; Opisthocomidae.